CUCGCGCUUCCUUGUCUAGCUAUCCGGACGACCCGAUCGAUCGGGUGUGGCCGCCAUGGAGAUCCUCGGAGGGGAAUUGGAACGACGUCUCCACCAACUCCACUGUCCGAAACCUUCCUCAGGACUCGUUCGAAGUACCCUCCGUCGUCAUGCAGACCGCCGUCGCCCCCAUUAACUCCUCCAGCAUCGUCCUCGCAUGGGAUCCCAUUCCCGGCUACGUCAACCAGUUCUUCCCCAUCCUCCACAUAUCCGAGUUUUUUAAUCUCUCCGGCACCAAUCAAUCGCGACAGUUCAACAUCUACGUGAAUCGAUUCCAGUGGCUGGGGGAUAUAAUGACCCCCCUUUACCUCUACUCGGACUCCGUCUACGAUGUCGUGCCCCUCCCUUCGUCCCCCACCUAUAUCAUCUCCCUCGAGGCUCUCAGCAACUCCACUCUCCCGCCGAUCCUCAAUGCCUUCGAGCUCUACACCACCAUGAGCAACACUUCCGUGCCAUCAGAUACUGGAGAUGUUGAUGCCAUGACAGCAAUCAAGGAGCGGUAUCGGAUCCAGAGGAAUUGGAUGGGAGAUCCAUGCUCCCCUAGUGCUUUUGUUUGGGAUGGACUAACUUGUGAUUAUAGCUUGUCAAACUCUCCAAGAGUCACUGCUUUGAGUCUGUCAUCAAGUGGGCUGACGGGGGAAAUAACCAAAUCUUUUGCUAGUCUUAGUGCACUUCAAAACUUGGACUUGUCUUAUAACAAUUUAACAGGGUCAAUACCUGAUGAUCUAGCAAACUUAAGUUCUCUCAAACUACUUGAUUUGACAGGCAACCAGUUAAAUGGAUCAAUUCCUUCAAACCUCCUUGAAAUGGCACAAAAUGGAUUGCUUACCUUAAGACUAGAUGAAAAUCCACAUCUUUGUAACAAUGGUACAUCGUGCAAUGUGAUGCCUGCACCAAAAAAGAAGAAAAUAUCAAUACCGGUGAUUGUGAUUCUUUGUAUAUUCCCGUGUUAAUACUUCUUGCAGUGAUAGUCAUAGUUUGGAGGGUGAGGAAAACGCAAGUCACACGUAGUGAUAAUCCAUACUCAGACGUGAGCAAAGUGAGCCUGAACAGUGCAAACACAGUCACACGCAGUGAUAAUCCAUACUCAGACAUAAGCAAAGUGAGCGUGAACAGUGCUUCUGAGAUAGGAAUGUCUAGAAUGACUGAGAUUUUCGGACCAAGGGCAAGAUAAACACGAGUUUGCUCAACUCUUCCCUCUUAAAACUGUCAUAAUGGUUGUUAAGGUUCAAGAAUGUCGUUUGCUUCAAAUUCAUGCUCGUGUAGCUUUUUACAUGUUAUGACUUGUGUGAAGGGAAAUAGUAUUUGGUGGAGUUUAGAUGAUACUUUUAUUUUCUAUGGCAAAAACUAUUGUAUGUUCUACCAUUUCAACUUGAAACAAGCAUCUUGUAUUUUCACAAUAU
Molecule: messenger RNA, 1442 nt
Organism: Zingiber officinale
Lineage: Eukaryota; Viridiplantae; Streptophyta; Magnoliopsida; Zingiberales; Zingiberaceae
Product: putative leucine-rich repeat receptor-like serine/threonine-protein kinase At2g19230
Exons: 7
Coding region: 150-992 (280 amino acids)
Molecular function (GO): protein binding
Source: RefSeq, a predicted model, not a curated record